CGGCGACGGCGGCGGAGGCGGCGGCAGUCUCGUGGGGGCUACAGCGACGGGAGUUUGGUCCCCGGUGACGCUGUGCUUCCCCGUGGAUUGGAAGGAGAACCCGCGCGAACAUGUGUUCAUGGCCGAUCUCCCGGGGAUGAGGAUGGAGGAGAUCAAGGUGGAUGCACUGGACGACCGGAUCCUCCGGAUCCAGGGCAAGAGGCAAAGGGCAGCGCAGGCGGCGGACGAGCAGUUCCUCCUGAUGGAGAGGCCCGUGGGUAGCUUCACGAGGGUCUUCUACAUGCCGAAUAACGCCGAUCUCCGCCGCGCCAGGGCGGAGAUGGAGAGCGGCGAGCUCACCGUCGUCGUCCCCAAGGUCCGGAACCGCGAGAACGAGAUAAGUGUCACAUCCAUCCCCAUCUCGAUCGAUCGCGCUGGUAAUUAGAUGCGUGCGUUUAUUUUGGGGAACUUGGAGCGGGUUUCUGCUGGGGUUUUGCUUUGAUUGAUUUUGAGUCGAGGGCGGCUACUAGCGUGCGUGCGUAUAGCCGGUAAGAGUACGAGUACACGCCCGAGUACACGACCGUAAUGGUGAUAUACUGAUACACUACUGAUAUCACAAUUUUUACGGUGAUCGUCGGAUCUCGAAGAUUUGCGGCCUUGUCGUCGUUUGAUGAUUUGAAUAUACCGAAUUAGUUCCAUGUCAUUUUGAGCAUUUAUAGAGGUUCAAUGAUAACGACGUGUCGCACCGGGAUCAUUUGAGGAUCAUGUUGCGGUUGAUUCGAGAUGAUAUACGGGCAUUAUUGGCUACGAGACCUAGACUUUGGAGCAUCUGCUAAUUCGAGGUUUCUCUUGGACUUCAACGUAUAAAAGAAACUUGAUUAUAUUUCAUACUUCUUGGUGAUUAUUAUAUAUGUGAGCUUUGUAGGAUCCAUGGCGAUAAUAUGUUUAAAUCUUACCACUGAGAAACCAAUAUUUGGUCAGAGAAUACGAUACGAGCACGAUGCUUUAGGGCCGAAGUUAUCAUCUCAAUCCACGUUUAUGUUCAUAUCGCUGAUUUCAAUUUUUUUUCGUUCUUACCACUGAGAAACCAAUAUUUGGUCAGAGAAUACGACACGAGCACGAUGCUUCAGGGCCAAAGUUAUCAUUCUCAAUCCACGUUUAUGUUCAUUUCGCUGAUUUCAAUUUUUUUUCGAUUUUUUUCCACAUUUUUGUUGGGAUUCCAAUGCCCAUUGGACCAGUUAUGAUGCGGCCCACAACAUCUGGCCAGAGAGGGGGAACCAUCUGAAACGCUCUCCGCUAUAUCUACUGUAGAAGAGCUGUACAUUUUUCUUACUCUUAGAAUAAUGUUUUGUUUAUGCUCAAAUUUUAAG
Messenger RNA from Ananas comosus (pineapple), 1349 nucleotides. Its product is annotated as 18.1 kDa class I heat shock protein-like. Lineage: Eukaryota; Viridiplantae; Streptophyta; Magnoliopsida; Poales; Bromeliaceae. The record is from RefSeq and is a predicted model, not a curated record. Gene Ontology annotation, biological process: response to hydrogen peroxide; protein complex oligomerization; response to salt stress.